Molecule: messenger RNA, 8506 nt
Organism: Ostrinia furnacalis (Asian corn borer)
Lineage: Eukaryota; Metazoa; Arthropoda; Insecta; Lepidoptera; Crambidae
Gene: Rbp
Product: RIMS binding protein
Exons: 30
Coding region: 380-6040 (1886 amino acids)
Biological process (GO): neuromuscular synaptic transmission
Molecular function (GO): protein binding
Source: RefSeq, a predicted model, not a curated record
CCGCUCCGCCCGACCGAUUCACACUUUUUUAUUUUCCCUCCGAACGUAGCGACCGCUGUGACAUCCCGAUUUUCACACAAAAGUCCACUCGGACCGCGGUGCCGUGACGUGAACGCGAGAAAAGGCGGCGGCCGCAACGCCGCCCACCGCCGUGUAGCCCGAAACCAAAAUGGCAGGACGAAGGCUCCGCUCCCGUGCGCGAGCCCGCCUGUGACCGAGCGCUUCAGUCCGCGGGCGGUAUGUGUCCGUUAUAUAAAUGUUACGCAAGUUGAGGACCGAGUGCCCACGAGAAGGUGCAUCAAUUGUAACACGAACUAGCGGACAGGCUCGGUGGUGCAGUGUGCUGGAGCCCAUGUAACGUGCGCGAGGACCCGGGGCUAUGAACAUGAGUUACGGCUCGGGCGGCAUGUCGGGCGGCGGCGGCGACACGGACACGCUGUCGCGGCGCCUGCGCGACGCCGAGCGCGCGCGAGCCGACGCCGAGCGGGCGCACGCCGACGCGCUCGCGCAGCUCCGCUCGGCGCAGCGCUCGCCGCUCGACGCGCACAACAUGGAGCAGCUGCAGUCGCGCGCCAGGGAGCUGGAGAAGAAGGCUGCUUUGGAAACCGUGCGCUGCGAAGAGCUGCAACUGGAGCUGUCGUCAGCGCUGCGCGCGCGCGGCGGGCACGGCGGGCACGGCGCGCCCGGCGGCGGCGGGUGGGGCGCGCCGCAGUCGCAGCCCGCCUCCGAGAUCGAACGCAUCAUGGCUAAGAUUGAGCAGGACAACCGCAUCCUGGCGGAAUUGGAGCACACUAGGUCUACAACACACGGUAUGCAGUCGAGCGGAUCGAACCAAGCCCUAGGAGAGUUCCAUUCGCCGACGCCAUCGCCAUUGCCACACUUGUACACGAGCACGUCGGGCCACGCCGCCAUCUGCCAGAGCAACACCAUGCCCACGCUGUCCACUCUCCACGCNGCGGCCGCCCCGGAGUCUCGGAGUCUGGGCCCGGGAGGGGAAGGUCAUCGAAAUCAGAACAUGAGUUACGGCUCGGGCGGCAUGUCGGGCGGCGGCGGCGACACGGACACGCUGUCGCGGCGCCUGCGCGACGCCGAGCGCGCGCGAGCCGACGCCGAGCGCGCGCACGCCGACGCGCUCGCGCAGCUCCGCUCGGCGCAGCGCUCGCCGCUCGACGCGCACAACGUGGAGCAGCUGCAGUCGCGCGCCAGGGAGCUGGAGAAGAAGCGUUCGCACGCCGACGCGCUCGCGCAGCUCCGCUCGGCGCAGCGCUCGCCGCUCGACGCGCACAACGUGGAGCAGCUGCAGUCGCGCGCCAGGGAGCUGGAGAAGAAGCGUUCACACGCCGACGCGCUCGCGCAGCUCCGCUCGGCGCAGCGCUCGCCGCUCGACGCGCACAACGUGGAGCAGCUGCAGUCGCGCGCCAGGGAGCUGGAGAAGAAGAGGGGCCAGAGUUACGCCGACGAGCUCGCGCAUCCCCGCUCGGCGCAGCGCUCGCCGCUCGAAGCGCACAACGUGGAGCAGCUGCAGUCGCGCGCCAGGGAGCUGGAGAAGAAGCAUAAUUUAGUAAAGAGUGGUGACGCCGAGCGGGCGCACGCCGACGCGCUCGCGCAGCUCCGCUCGGCGCAGCGCUCGCUGCUCGACGCGCACAACGUGGAGCAGCUGCAGUCGCGCGCCAGGGAGCUGGAGAAGAAGCUCCGCUCGGCGCAGCGCUCGCCGCUCGACGCGCACAACGUGGAGCAGCUGCAGUCGCGCGCCAGGGAGCUGGAGAAGAAGCGUUCACACGCCGACGCGCUGGCGCAGCUCCGCUCGGCGCAGCGCUCGCCGCUCGACGCGCACAACGUGGAGCAGCUGCAGUCGCGCGCCAGGGAGCUGGAGAAGAAGGCUGCUUUAGAAACCGUGCGCUGCGAAGAGCUGCAACUGGAGCUGUCGUCGGCGCUGCGCGCGCGCGGCGGGCACGGCGGCCACGGCGCGCCCGGCGGCGGCGGGUGGGGCGCGCCGCAGUCGCAGCCCGCCUCCGAGAUCGAGCGCAUCAUGGCUAAGAUUGAGCAGGACAACCGCAUCCUGGCGGAAUUGGAGCACACUAGGUCUACAACACACGGUAUGCAGUCAAGCGGAUCGAACCAAGCCCUGGGAGAGUUCCAUUCGCCGACGCCAUCGCCACUGCCACACUUGUACACGAGCACGUCGGGCCACGCCGCCAUCUGCCAGAGCAACACUAUGCCCACGCUGUCCACGCUCCACGCCACCGGCCAGUUCACGGCGCCCAGCUCCAACUCCGUCGCCUACUCCAUGAGCGCGCACAACCCCACCUCAUACUCCAACCCUGUCUCAGCCUACUCCACUAACUCCUACCUUCCAAACACCCACCAAGUCACCUUCACCAACCCAGUUACCGCGCCGCUAGUUAAUAACAUUAGUCAAAUAUCAAGCACCCUCGCCGGGCUGCAGAGCAAUCUUCAGAACAUUACAGGGAAUGUGUCGGGCAUGAAUUUGGGAGGUGGUCUCACCGGUUCCGGACUAACUGGAACGCUCCCCGGAUCAGGCCUGACCAGUUGCUUGAACAACGUACAAACCAGCUUAUCUGGAGGCCUUACGAGUACCCUCAGUGGAAUACAGUCAAGCUUAACAGGUGCUCUCAAUCCUUUAUCUAACAUAACCGGUGCUACUCAACUCGGAACUUUGAACACCAGCCUGACGGGCACGAACGCAUAUGGCACCGGCACUUAUACGAACCCCCUACUCUCAAGUGGCUUAGGAACAAAUGCAAUGAAUAUAAAACUUAAACCUUUAGACGAAAUCGACCUCGGUAUAGGUAGAUAUGGAACUACUACGAGUGGAGUAGGCAGAGUGGCGACUCCCGUGACUCCGCACCAACCCUCAUGGAGUUUAGGUUUAGAUAGCCAAUUUGGACCUGAUAGAAUGGCUGGCAUGGAUUCAGGGUUCAGCCACGACCGAAACCAACGAGCUUUGUCUAGAAUUAUGCCCAAUUCUGGAUUAGAAAUGGAUGUCCGAAACACACAUUUCAUGAACGGCGCUGUAACCAAUGAGCCUCAAGUGGACAUGCUGGAUAUUCCUGGAAAGGGCCGUUGCUGUGUUUACAUUGCCCGAUUUUCAUACGAUCCACCGGAGAUCGAAAGUGCAGAAGGUGAACUAUCGAUAUGUGCCGGUGAUUAUUUGCUAGUCUGGGGUCCACCAGAUCCUAAUGCAUCCAUGCUAGAUGCGGAAUUGUUAGAUGGCAGAAGAGGCUUAGUACCAGCUAAUUUCGUACAAAGAUUAGUCGGAGAUGAUCUUUUAGAAUUUCAUCAGACUUGUUCGCAGGCGGUGGUGACCACUCUGAGGGACGUCGAUGAGUCUGCCACGACCGCGGUCAGUGACCUCUCCCUCAGCCGUGACGUGGCACGCCUGAGCGAAGUGGCAGACAUCAGCGAAGGGCCCGAAGACGACGACAAUGUGCCUGCGCCGCGGCAGCUGACCCUGGAGCGGCAGUUGAACAAGUCCGUGCUCAUCGGCUGGACGGCGCCCGAGGGCGUCCAGCAGGCUAACAUCGAGAGCUACCACGUCUACGUCGACGGAGUCCUCAAAACGACCGUCAAGGCUACCGAGCGCACCCGCGCUCUGGUCGAAGGAGUCGACUCCAACAGACCACACCGCAUCAGCGUGCGCUCAGUGACCGCUUCCCGCCGUACGUCUCGCGACGCCGCUUGCACCAUGGUCAUUGGCCGAGACACCGCGAACAUGGGGCCUACGUGCGUGAGGGCCAGUGGAGUCACUUGUUCUCAAGCUGUCAUUUCUUGGUUGCCCGCCAACUCGAACCAUCAGCAUGUCGUCUGUGUCAACAACGUUGAAGUUCGUACUGUGAAGCCAGGUGUGUACCGCCAUACUAUCACGGGGCUGUCACCUAGCACGCAGUACAGAGUAACAGUCCGAGCAAAACAUUUGAGAGCCGGCCCGCCUUCUGGAAUAACUAUAGAAGAAGCUCCAGGCGCUUACACGGACUUUAGAACCCUGCCCAAAGGCCUUCCCGAUCCACCGAACGAAAUCAUGGUGGAAGCGGGGCCCCAGGACGGCACUCUGCUCGUCACCUGGCAACCGGUGCUCCGCCCGCCGGCCUCUGGACCCGUCACUGGAUACGCAGUGUACGCGGACGGCAAGAAGGUGACCGACGUCGACUCCCCCACCGGGGACCACGCGCUCAUCGAUAUCGGGAAACUGAUCGGCCUCAAUCCUAAAUGUGUCACAGUUCGUACAAAAUCCCGGGACAGUCAGUCCAGUGACAGUGCUCCGACGCCUAUCCCUCCUGCGGUGCUCCGAGGGGUAGCUUCGAGGAUGCCCCGCGGCCCUGGGCCUGGGCCCAAUCAAGUUGGACCAGGUGUUUUCCGUGGCCCGCAGCAAAGGCCCCAACCGUACCAACAGCAUCAGCAAGUGAUAGAACACGAUGAAAAUUUAUCCGAUAAGGAGAUUUUCCCUACUGCUAAUCGUCACGACCAACACGCUGCUCAGCCCACGAGCGGAUUCGGCACAGGCCUCCUAAAGAGUAUAUUCGACAAAAUAACCCCUUCGCAAUCGGGAAUACCGGCCAUCGAAAUCACUAAAGAGGGCGCGACGGAGCUGGGUAGCGAGGACGAGGAGGCGACGCGCCGCCGCCCGCAGCAGCAACCGUCCCAACCAGCGCAAGCGUCGCAGCAGCCAUUGGGUCCGCCGUACCCGAGUACACCAGCUUACCAUGGCACGCAGCAACCGCCCUAUCCACCGGGCGGCCCGUUCCCAAGUAGCCAGCAGCCGCCGUACCCCGGCCAGCCGCAGCAGUUCCAGAACCCGCCACCACGGAACCACCACGAAAGGGGGCGACCUCCUAACCCUCAUCAGCAGCAGGCGCAGCAGAGUAACCUCCAAUACGGGCCCCGGGGCGGCCCACCCCCAGGGCCCCGGGGCCCGCAGCCGGGUCAGCGCCACCCGCAGCAAGGCCACCCCCAGUCCAAGAGGAGUCGCUACUUCAUUGCGCUCUUUGACUACGACCCAGCCACAAUGAGUCCCAAUCCCGAGAGCUGUGACGAAGAACUGCCGUUUAGUGAAGGAGACACUAUCAAGGUGUGGGGCGACAAAGACGCGGACGGCUUCUACUGGGGCGAAUGCCGCGGGCGGCGCGGCUACGUGCCUCACAACAUGGUGGUGGAGGUUUCGGAGCAGGAGAUGGCGGGCCAGGCCGCGGCCAAGCCCCGCGACCGCUGGACCGACGCCUACCAGAACCAGCCCGUCCGCAGGAUGGUGGCGCUCUACGACUACGACCCACAGGAACUGAGCCCCAACGUGGACGCUGAUAGACGGCACGUGUUGCAGGCGGAGCUGAGCUUCCAGACGGGGCAGAUCAUCCACGUGUAUGGAGAGAUGGACGACGACGGGUUCUUCAUGGCGGAGAUUGAUGGCGUGAGGGGGCUCGUGCCGAGCAACUUUCUCACUGAGGCGAACGACCAGUACGCGCCGGGGCAGGCUGGCCAAGGGCCGGGCGCAGGGCGCGGGCGCGGCGUGGCCCCGGGGCCCGGCGCGCGCGGGCCCCCGCCGCCGCCGCGGGACAACGUCGCCCCCGCGCCCCGUAACCACCACCGCAAAACAGAUGCCUGCCCUCUUCCCCCUUCUCAGUUAGACCACAACACAUGCGCCAGUAAUCCAGAACAGGCGAAUUCUCAGGCGAGGGCGAGAGGCGUGGCGAGCGCGCAGCCGGCGAGCACGAUCGCGCGCACGAGCGCUGGUAACGCGGGCACGCCCACGGUGCAGUCGCCGGGCACGGCCGCCGGCACGCCGCUGGCCACCACCGGCGUCACCGCCAGCGUGGCCGGCACCGCCGCCGUCACCGUCUCCCCGGCCCGCCGGCCCGGGCCCGCCGUCGUCCCCGCGCCCACUGCGCAGCCCCUCCAGCCCGCGCAGCCCCCCACUUCCCAGCCCAACCUCAUGCAGAAGUUCUCCGAGAUGACCGCCCCGGGCGGCGACAUCCUCAGCAAAGGCAAGGAGCUCAUUUUCAUGAAGUUCGGCCUCGGCGGCAAAUAAUGCCGGCGGGGCGGGCUCCGCGCCCCCUCCGCCGUCCCCUCGCGGGGCUGAACCGAGCGCCCCCGCCCAGUAGGGCUCUGCUGCGACUGACCUGCCCUCGGCGUGAAGUCGGUGGCGAUGUUCAAACUUUUCUACUUAGGCCGGCUGAUCUACCAGUACCGAAGUACUUACUUUAGGAAAUGUUGUAAAUAAUAAUUCAAUAAACGCACAGUCUAGUGAAAUAUUCAAGUAUUAGUGCUGUCUCGAUAGUACCCACGGUUGGAGUAUAAACACAUGAAAUUAGUCGUGUAUCUAAUGUUUUCUAUCUUCGGACUUUUGCCCAUCUGUUAGGUUAGAAUACGAGUGAAUUGUUUAACACAUAAUUGCAUUGGAACUGCAUUAUUCAGUAUGUAUAGGUAUGAAAAUAUAUAAAGUUAUAAUCUAGUUACUAUUUCACAAUCCUUGUGGUAUAGAGUUGUUGUGAUUUACUACGUUACGUUUUCGAUCGCUAGCUGUGAGUUACCUUUAAAUAUUUAAUACAAAACCUUGAAGUAUCAAAUUUUACUAACCUUGUUUUAUGGAAUAACUUUUACAAUACAAAUUUACAGUAUAAUAAUGUUAUAAAAUUAUAAUAAUAUCCUCUUCCAAAUAUUAAUUAUCAUUUUUUCAGUUCAAUUAUUGCCGACACUUUGUCCCAUUUUAACCGUCCUACUGAGUGACCAAAUUUUCAAUAAUAUCGUUUUUCUCAGUGACCAUGACGAAGCCCUGUGCAAUAUAAUGACAAUGAUGUGAAUAAUGAAACGUAAAAUGUACAAUAAUGUAAUCAUGCAGUAUAAACUUUGGCAAUAAUAAUGUCAUCCAUAUAGCUAAAUAAAAACGGGAGUUAAUGUUAAAAGUUGAUCCUACCUUAAUAUCUUAUAUAAUCUUCAAAGCCAUAUAAAUCUUAUAUUUAAGUUGGGUUAUAUCUUAUAAUUCACAUUUGAAUACUGGUAAUAAAUAUCUUGAAAUUAAUAAAAGUAGGUGCCUAUAGUGAUUUGGCAGUAUCCGGAGACUAAGGCAAACCCAAAAACAAAAAUCCGAUUCUUCGUUAAUAACUUAAGAACAUAAAAUAAGUGCAUUCAAUUUAUUCGCCUGAUCCCUUAAUCUCGACAUAAUAAUAUUCUGUGAUAGUAGACGUGAUACCAUCUUUAUCAUUCUAAUAAUAUACAUUUCUGCGUCAUUUAUCACUUAGGAAUACAUAACAUACAAUCCCAGAUUCAGACAUCAACUUAAUAUAAUAUCUACCUAUUGAAACUUCAUCGACGUUCGUUUUGUAAUGAUUUAUAUAAUUAAAGAGAUUUCUUUAAACAAAUAUUACGGUGUGAAAUCUAAAUGGAUAGGUAGGUACCUUGGACUUCUUACGUAAAUUUUUGAAUCAAUAAUUAUUGCAGGUGAAGACUUUACCUUCAUAUGUUUAAACUAAUCAAGAAUAACAAUUAUGGUUACGUUGUUUAAAAUUAAAAACUAUGUUAAGUAUAUUGAAGUGGUCUCUCAUGAAAUGUUUUUCAUACUUAGAAAUGCGUUUCGAGUAAUAGCAAAUAAAUGCAUUGUUCGUUGUUUUAAAUAUUUAUGCAGUUAGAUACUUAUUCAUUAUGGUAUAACGAGUCCAUAAUAUUAUAACUAUUGUUGACAACCGACAAAAGACUGCUUGCAAUCAAGUUUCGUUACAUUUAGAAAAUAUAAUCUUAACAAAAAUAUAAGUAUUUAUGGAGUGUUAAAUUUUUUCAUGAGCGCAAACGAAACUUACGUAAUGUAGGUACCUACAAGGGAAGUCCUACAAAGCGACGUUGGAAUUUAAAUAAUUUAUAAAUGUUCUAAAGUUGUUGUUGUACAUAUUGAACGGUAAGUCGCUUGGAUUGUAGGCUAUUUCGAGAUUGCUCACUUUGUACAAGGGAUUCUCUAUUAAGUCCUUUAUAUCGCUUCGUAUUUAUCCAAUACAUUCUCGUUCUCGUGUAUUUAAACCUUUUCACAUAUAAAAUCCAGAUUUAGCUUGCGAUUCCUAGAUAGCCAUCGUGUAUAACGUAUAUAACCCCACUGUUUAGUCCACAAUAAUGUAUAACUAUGUAUGUAUAUUUAAAUUGGUUGUACAUAAUCAUGCGUGCGCCUGGGGUGAAAUAUUUUAGCUAAGCACUGUGCUACAUAUCUACCUAUAUAACCUGUAUUUGAAGUUUUUCUAUCAUUAAUUAAUAUUCUAGCGUUAUUUCUAACACCGUUCGAAGUUGUUCACUUGUUUAUACAUUGUUAUAUAUCUGUAUCCAUAUCUUUUAUCACGACAUGUAUAACUACGUGUAUGGUUAUUUAUACGAGAUAAUAUAAAAUAUGUAUAUUAAUCGUGCAUUCAUGUGUGCAUAAUUUAAUAUAAAGAGUUGUAUAUUACUUAUAUACUUAAUGAUGAAUUAUGGCAACACUAUAAUGAAUAAAUCUCUACCAAUGUACCAAUGAAAUAUG